Molecule: messenger RNA, 1018 nt
Organism: Triplophysa dalaica
Lineage: Eukaryota; Metazoa; Chordata; Actinopteri; Cypriniformes; Nemacheilidae
Gene: rnf185
Product: ring finger protein 185
Exons: 7
Coding region: 157-747 (196 amino acids)
Biological process (GO): ubiquitin-dependent protein catabolic process
Cellular component (GO): endoplasmic reticulum
Molecular function (GO): metal ion binding; ubiquitin protein ligase activity; ubiquitin-like protein conjugating enzyme binding
Source: RefSeq, a predicted model, not a curated record
AUUGGUCGAACACGUGUGACGCAACUUCCGGGCGAGUUUGUGUUGACGCAAUGAUCUGAAGGUUGCGAAGCAGAGCAGCAGCGAUAUUUUCUCUCUAUCCGCUCCGCAGACGCUUUCAUGACACUAAGAUUCAGGUUGUGGAGCUGAAGGCACAGAAUGGCGAGUGCAGCAUCAUCAUCAUCAUCAGCGGCAGCAGCAGCAUCAUCGAGUGAGAGCUCAUCUGCAGGUAAUGGACAGACAGCAGGUGACAGCAGCAGCAGUACUCAGGACAGCACGUUCGAGUGUAACAUCUGUCUGGACACGUCCAAAGAUGCCGUCAUCAGUUUGUGUGGUCAUCUCUUCUGUUGGCCGUGUUUACAUCAGUGGUUAGAAACUCGGCCGAACCGUCAGGUGUGUCCCGUUUGUAAAGCCGGCAUCAGUCGGGAUAAAGUGAUUCCUCUGUACGGAAGAGGAAGCACGGGCCAACAAGACCCCAGAGAAAGAACUCCUCCACGGCCUCAAGGACAGCGACCAGAACCAGAAAAUCGUGGUGGCUUUCAGGGAUUUGGGUUUGGAGAUGGAGGUUUCCAGAUGUCUUUUGGAAUCGGAGCUUUUCCUUUUGGGAUUUUCGCGACAGCGUUCAAUAUCAAUGAUGGGAGACCCCCACCAGCAGCUCCAGGAACUCCUCAGCACACAGACGAACACUUCCUGUCCCGCCUCUUCCUGUUUGUGGCUCUUCUCAUCAUGUUUUGGCUGCUUAUCGCUUAAACGCUCCUAAUUUCCAGGAGACGGCCUCGGGUCCUCUAGAAUCAGAGAUCACAUCAGUCAGAUAUCUCGCGAUGAUUUUGAAGAAAGUUUUCCGUCUGAGGUCUUUUUCUAUGAAAGAGAUCUUGUGACGGCACACCUGUGAUGUACUGUGAUCAACACUUCUGCUCGUGUUCGCUUUUAAAUUAACACCCGACUUUAUUUCUCUAAAAUUAUUCUUUUGAAAUUGUGGUGGCAGAUUCUGUUGCUCACUUUAAUAAAUCAAGUCUUUCAA